Parnassius apollo (apollo) is the source of this 810-nucleotide messenger RNA. The record is from the annotation of a GenBank genome assembly. Lineage: Eukaryota; Metazoa; Arthropoda; Insecta; Lepidoptera; Papilionidae.
AUGAUUGCAACAGUGGCGUCCGAAAAUUAUCCCAAGAAAAUGUUGGAUGGGUGGUAUUGUCGUUCCAUAGCAAAUAUGCAAGCUACUGAAGCCGCAAGCGUGAGUAACAAUUCAGCGGCGGAAAUAUCUCGAGCUAGAGAACAAAGGAAAGAAUAUUCCAGUGAUAGCAGCAGUGAUCCCGAACCAGAACCUAAUUAUGAAGUUCAAUAUCUAACACUUAAAAAGAAACUUAAAUACCUCAUUUAUGAAAAUGAAUGUUUUCAAGAUGCAUUAAGAAGCAGCCAAAAAAGACUUCUAAAAGUUUGCCGAGAUAGAAGUUAUCUCCUUGAUAGAUUAUUACAAUAUGAGAAACAUGAUAGUACCACAUCAGAUAGUGAAGAUACAGAAUCUUCAGAUGAUAUGUCGUAUAACCAUGUAGAUGCUGCAAAAAGAAAAAAACUGGAAGCAAGUGCAGCGCAGCAACUUAUAUCUACACCAUCUUCUUUAAAUAAAAAUGUAAAUGCAAUUAAAAGGAAAAGGGCAGCCAUACAAAAAAAGACACCAAAUGCUAGUCAUUCACAUCAAGCAAAUCCAUCAAUGUUAUCAAAAGCUUCUCCUGCUCUUGGAUUUGGUCUGUCUACAAGUGACGGUCAUAUGACACCAGAAGAAGUAGAACGACAUUUGCAGUCUCGACAAUCAUAUUUGGAGUUGUUGCCGGAGCGCGCUCCCCCCACAGUACCAACUGAGAUGUUUAGUAAUGAUCCUUCACUUGAUAGUGAGUCAAACGACGUUUUGGAAAAUUCGCCCAACAUAGAAGAAUGGUUUGAUUAA